Molecule: messenger RNA, 423 nt
Organism: Lactuca virosa
Lineage: Eukaryota; Viridiplantae; Streptophyta; Magnoliopsida; Asterales; Asteraceae
Source: the annotation of a GenBank genome assembly
AUGUUUGACUGCCACCAGUCAUUCCAUCCUCUCUAUGAAAUAGAGCAGGCACCACCUACAACGUGUUCCGAGUCGAGAAAUGUUGGAUUCAAAGGCUUCAGCUUUGGAAAAACAGCCCUGUCCCUACACAUAUCCCAGGCCGCCAUUGCAAGAAGGUUUAAGGAAGAACCAAAUGCAUCUAACAGCAAUGUGAUAUCAGAUAUGGAAGAAUAUACCGGUUAUGUCCUGCAAAUUGAACAGGAUGCGAAGCUUUCAAAGAGAAUAUUACGAAAUGCGCUCAACUCUAUAACUCGACUUCUUCAAGAGUCUGAAAAGAAAGAGCCAAGGAAUCUUAUGAAGCUUCUCGAGAAAUCUACAGGAUUCUAUGGAGUAAUAGAGUUUGACAAUGAUGGAGUUCCACAUUUACAUCCAGAAGAAACCUAG